AUAUAUAGCAGUUUGCAGCAAGUAUUAAAAUGUUAUUUAAUUAAAAUGCGAAAUUUUGUUCAAACAUUCGGAAGACUUUAAUUUAUAACAAGACUGUGUACUUAAAUAUUCAAAAACCCAAUUGAAUAUCGUAAAUUCGACGUAUCUAUUACGUAACUUUUUGUUUAUUUGAAUUUAUUUGGUCGUGACGUUUACACCAUUAUGAAUAGCACAAUUUCGAUCGCCCGGCGCGCGAUAACCUCUAUAAAAACCCACUGUACUGUAAAAAGAGGUUUUAAUAUCGCUAGUGACAUCGGUAUUAGGAAGUUUUCUGUUAGUUCGUGUAGAAAUAUGAAGUUCGUUCAAUUCGUUUAUAAUGAAAAACCUAAUGAUAUUCGAGUUGGAUAUUUAGAUGGUGAUAAGGUUGUAGACAUCAAUAAAGCAGAUUCCAGCUUGCCUAGUAACCUGCUAGAUAUUUUAAAAAAUGGUGAUAUCGAAAAAGUUAAUAAGCUAAAAUCUUCAAAUCCAUCAUCGGUACCUCUGUCUUCCAUUCAACUAGCAGCACCAAUCCAUGGAAAUGACAAGGUAUUGUGUGUGGGACUGAAUUACAAAGACCAUUGUGAAGAGCAGAAUUUGACUCCUCCCGAAGUCCCUAUGAUAUUCAGCAAAUUUUCAAGUACAAUCAUCGGCCAAAAGGAUGCUGUCAAGCUUAGGACUGAUGUAACAAAUAAAGUGGACUGGGAAGUCGAACUAACCGUUGUUAUUGGUAAAAAGGCGAGUAACGUUAAAGCAGCUAAUGCCUUCGACUACGUCUUUGGUUACACCGUCGCUCAGGACAUCAGUGCCAGAGACUGGCAGAAAACUAGAAACGGAGGACAAUUUCUACUAGGCAAGUCUAUGGACACGUUCUGUCCCAUUGGUCCUUGUAUCACAACGAGUGAUGAGAUUGGCAAUCCACAAAACUUGAGCAUCAAGUGCAGUGUCAAUGGAGUUCAAAAACAAUCCAGCAACACUAAUCAGCUUGUGCAUAAGAUAGAAAACGUCAUCGAGAGACUCAGCUCGGUUAUGACACUUCUGCCAGGUGAUAUUAUACUGACAGGAACUCCAGGUGGUGUUGGCAUGUACAGGUCUCCUCCUGAAUAUCUCAAGCCUGGGGAUGUGGUUCACAGUGAAAUACAAAACAUUGGUGUCCUUGAAACUAGGGUUGAAAAGUUUUAAUUGAUUAAGUGAAAAUGUAACCUGGAAACAAAAUAGUUGCCAUUAUUUACCGAAUUAUAAAUCAUUGUAUAUAAUUUAUAAAAUAAAUAAAUAUCACAGUAAAA
Molecule: messenger RNA, 1301 nt
Organism: Nymphalis io (European peacock)
Lineage: Eukaryota; Metazoa; Arthropoda; Insecta; Lepidoptera; Nymphalidae
Gene: Faah
Product: fumarylacetoacetate hydrolase domain-containing protein 2
Exons: 5
Coding region: 202-1197 (331 amino acids)
Molecular function (GO): hydro-lyase activity
Source: RefSeq, a predicted model, not a curated record